CUGUAGUGGGAAUCAGUAGCCUUUGUUUCUUUGUUUUGGUAGGUUACAUAGCAUUAACUGUUGUCAGGUUGGUUUUUCUGCAAACACGAAUACAGCAGGCUACAAAGAACAUGCCAUGAAAAAGCAAAACAGUGUUAUAGAAGCACAUUGUCUUGCUGUCUGAUUGACAUUUUUUUUAAUCUCUUCCUGAUUUAAAAUGGCAGUGACUGUUGCCCUGUAGGAGCUGACACUGCAGCUAGCUAAAAGGAGAACGGCAGCUGGAUCAGUAUUAUAAGAGCAGAAAUGGGUCUCCUGUGUCAAAGGUGCUUGGAGCUCUUGCUAGAUAUUGUGAACUUUGUCAAGAGACUCUCCUCCAGAAUUGUGGAGCGUAUCAAGGAGUGUAUGGUGCUUGUACGUGAGUGCUGCUGCAUGAAACCUAAAAGCUUCAAAGUCAGGCAUCUAUAUGAGCCUGUCCUUCCGAACCAUGAGAAGCAAGCUGCCCAAGAGUUCCUUAAUCACCUGGAAGCGGGACUGGGAGAGAGACAGCUUGGCAAAGAAACACUGGAUGCCCUGAGGAUCUUGGCUUUUUCUGAAAAUGCAGAUCUGCAGCAGUCUGCAGCUCUCUAUUAUCUACAUAUGAGCCAGCACAUGACUGCCAAGUUGCCACAAGAAUUUUUGGAGCCAUAUCAAGCUUUGCUGCAGUCUAGUGAUUUAGAAGUUCAGCAGAUGUCUUCCUUGUCACUCGUGAACUUUUUGCUUGAGGGAUAUUUGAACAAAGAGCUUGUUGUUCAGGUGGGACUACUGGAACCAGUUCUGGAACUUCUGGAAUCGGGAGACUCUGCUGUGCAAUGUAACUCAUGUGCUUGCAUUAUGAUGCUUGCAGUCUCUGAAUCCAACCGAGAGGCUAUAGGAAUUGCUGGAGGCAUCAGGCCAUUACUGACAUUAGCCAAGUCCUAUGAUCCCAGAGUGCAGCAAAAUGCUGUUGGAGCUAUUUUGAACUUGACUCGAUCAGAACAUAUCAAGAGUAUUCUUUGCAGACAGGGAGCCCUGCCAGUACUGAUUCUUCUUUUGCAAUCUCCUGACUCUGAUAUCCAGUACUACAGUUGUGCCUCCCUGGGUAACAUUGCUGCAAACGCCGACCACCAUGAAGCUAUGAUGGAAAUUGGUGACAAAUUUCUUCUCCGAAUGCUUGUCUCUCUGAUGUCUUCAUCUGUUCAAAAGGUAUCAAGCCAAGCAUGCCUUUGUCUGAAUAACCUAGCUUCAAAUGCUGAAAUUCGGACUCAUAUCCACGCCCUGGACAUCAUACACCUGCUACUGAUCUUGCUUAACUCAAGCAGUAAAGAUGUCCGACAGGCUUCUAUUACUCUUCUCUGCACUAUGACCCAUCCUCCAGGAAACAUGAAUGCUGUCUUGUGUAAGGAACUGCUUACUCAUCUAGUAGUGCUGAUGCAGAGAGAGAGGACCAAUCCAGUGGUUGUAGUCCAUGCAGCCUGCACUAUACAGAACUUGAGCCAGUCUGAGAACAUAGAGGUGAUCAUACAGAGCCAGUGCUUUGAGGAAUUGCUUCAAGCUCUCCUUGAUCCUAACAAUGAAGAAGAAACCUUACAGUAUUUGGCAUCAUGUCUCUCAGAGCUGGCUAAACAUGACAUCACAAGGGAGUGUUUGAUUGAUAAAAAGGACAAAGGACUGAUCAGAUGUCUGGUGAAACUGGCAGGACUAGUGGAGCACAAAGAGCUCUCCUUCCAUGCAGCCUCUGUUAUCAAGCAACUUUCACAUUAUGGAAAAAUAUCAGCAGAGUUGAAAUUUUUAAUAAAGGAUGUUCAGCACUACCUCAUGUGUUUUCUUAGCCAUCCGGAACUACGAUUUCAGCAGCUCAGUAUUGCCACACUUUGCACUUUGAGUGAAGAUACUGAGUUCUCCACAGUAAUCAGUCAAAGUCAGCUAAAGGAGCAGCUUGAGCAACUCCGGAAGCAGACAGAAGACACUCAGGCACUGCUGAGACUGACACUCAGUCAAACUGAAUCUGCAGACUCGACUAAAUGAACAGGCAACAUUCCUCACAAAAAGGAUAAAAUGUUUUGGCUUGUGGGGUGGAUUUGAAUUUGCCCUACUGACUGUUGCUUGUAGUACUGUACUUUUUGUAUAUAACUCCUCCUAAAAUAUAAGAUUUUUUUUUUAAAGGGACAUUUUAGAUCACCCAGUACUUAUGUGUGUAUUGGUAAUGGAACUGUCCUACAAAAACUGAAACAAUUAGCAGGUAUGUGGGGAGUAAUAAAUUCAAAGCAACCAAUAAACAGGUAGCAUUUACUAGUCAGGUGUUUAAAAUAACCCAUCUCAUUGUUAUGAGUUACUACACACGGACAAACCUUUUAUUACAUUUUAGCAUAGGGAUCAUAUUGGCCAUCUUACUGAUUUGUGGACUGCCUGAGGAAGAUGCUGGGCCUGCAGUUUUAUAUUUUAGGAACUGGACCUUUUUUACAAGCAUAUGUUAAAAUUGCAGUUUGGACUGUUUACUCUGUGUCCAGAAUCAGAGACCUUAAUGUAAUCACCAGGGUCCACUGGAGUUUGUAAUAGGGACCAAAGAGAAGAAGAGCAGAGACAGAGAAAAGACUGAUGAUUGAAAACAAGCAAAAUAAAGCAAAAGUCAAUGUGUACUAUUUUAGAGCAAGACACAUAAAUUGCUAAACAGUUCAAAGCUUAGGCUAAAGUCAGUACCAGGUUAUUAGGAUAUUUAUGCACAAUGAUGCUGGCAUCACUGUGUGGCAUCACCACAAACCAGACCAGCACAACAUUAUGCUCUAUUAGUAUGUUUCUGCUGGCAGUUGUAGUCCAGCAACAUCUUGUGAGUGGUCUGUUGAGCACGGUUGAUUUAACAAAAAGAAAACAUUGUUUCUUGAAGAUAAAUAUUAGUUAAAUUUCACAGCUACACAGGAUGGGAUCCCAAUAAACCUAACUACAAUCUUAAGUUUUUUUUUUAUUAAUAUUGCUUUUAUUUAUUUCAUUAACAGCUGUGGCCAAUGUUGUAUUACCUUGUUUGUUUAUACUGUAUGACUUUGACUGUUUUAUAAUACAGGUAUGGGACUUGUUUUCCAGAUAAGGGGCCUUUCCGUUAUUUGGCCCACAAUACCUCAAGUCUACUAAAAAAAUCAUUUCAACAUUAAUUAAACCCAAUAGGAUUGUUUUGCAUCCAGUAAGGAUUGAUUAUAUCAUAGGAAAUCAUUUUUUAUAAAUUAAAAUUAUUUGCUUGUAAUGUAGUAUUUUGGAGAUGGCCUUCCCUUAAUUCGGAACUUCCUGAAAAACAGGUUUCUGGAUAACGGAUCUCAUACCUGUAUAACUGGUUAUCCCUGAUACAAUGAGGGACAUUGUGCAAUCUAGUAAACUUGAAAAAAUAAACAGGAAGUAAAGUCA
Molecule: messenger RNA, 3387 nt
Organism: Xenopus tropicalis (tropical clawed frog)
Lineage: Eukaryota; Metazoa; Chordata; Amphibia; Anura; Pipidae
Product: vacuolar protein 8
Exons: 14
Coding region: 283-2022 (579 amino acids)
Biological process (GO): nucleus-vacuole junction assembly
Cellular component (GO): vacuolar membrane
Molecular function (GO): protein-membrane adaptor activity
Source: RefSeq, a predicted model, not a curated record